UCUAUGUCGUAAAGCAGUUUGUAAAUUACAGUCACAAUUUGUACAAUAAUAUUGGGAAGAAGCUUGUUUUUACGCCUUAAAAAUUAGGAUUACAACGGGAAAACGUUUGUAUUGCGAUUAUUGUUUAUUGUAGAGAUUCAGUCUAACAGCUAUGCGAGUGUUGAGGGUAAUUGUGGCGCUUUAGAGUUUGGUUUCAUUGCGAAUGUUGAAGUUCUGUGUACCGGGUGCUUUCUGUCGCGGUACUACAAGCUACCGAUAGCUCGGGGAUCUCUGACUAAAACUAAAUCCACACCUAACGCAAACCGUAUGUUCGCUAGAUAAAAAUAAACGCAAUAUACUGCAAUCUGAACCUUAAAAUCUGUUCAAAUUGCCUGAUACAACAAAUAUGGUAAAGUUAGCUAGUAUAUAUUAACCCGGCUCCAAAUGGAAAUAGCUGAAGUUACUUUUACCAAGCUCGCUAAUGUAGCUAGCACUAACUAGCGUUGUUUGUCUACGCUAUUUGUUCGACUGGAUAGUCUGCUAAAUUUAGAAGUAGCCUACAUUGUGACAACUGCACUGGAUGUAACAGUAAUCAGCAUAUAAAUCAAACUAUAAAGUUAAAAUCUUUUGAAAUAACAGGGCACUAAUCUAAAUAGGUACAAUGAAAGGCGUAAUCUUGAUAUGUUUUAAACGUAGGAAAAACAGUACCGUCUUCCUUAGAUAGCAAGGAAACAGUGCAGAAUAGUUCCACUGCCUACAAUAACAGAAAGAUUUACUGUUGUUAAAAUAUGACAUCCUCGUCUGAGCCUUUAAAGAAGAAACUACGGUUGGAGGGUGCCGGACCAUCUGUCAGUGGCAGCACGAAGAACUGCAGUCAGCAGUGUGGACGCUCUGUCAGAGAUAACAAAAAGAAGACUUCUCCGACUUCUACAAACAAAAUGGAGGAAAUCACAGAAAAAAUGUGUUCAUUAUGUAGUGGUGGGAAGCAUGCAGAGAGUAGGAGUAACACAGCUGGGAAAAGGAGAGUGGUUUUCCCUGCCCUGUUCCCUGAGAGGAAGCCUGAUGGGGAACCACGGGACAGUGAAGACCGAGGAAUGGCAGAACACUUACAGGCCCUUCCUUCUGGGGGGAGCGCCACGCUGGAGGGGCCACAGGUGGAGGUGGGCUCCUCAGGGCUGGAGGGACCACAGGUGGAGGUGGGCUCUUCAGGGCUGGAGGGGCCACAGGUGGAGGUGGGCUCUUCAGGGCUGGAGGGGCCACAGGUGGAGGUGGGCUCUUCAGGGCAGUGUUCAGCCAGAGCUACCAGCUCCUCACCCGGCAAAUGGAAACCCGUCAGGCUGAGCGUGUCGGCUGUGCAGGAUGUUGAAAUGCAGAGUGUGGAGGACACUGCCACAGCUGCCACACACCAGGCCACAGGCUGCGUGCCAGCGAGGCACCCCAGGGGCUCCAAGCACAGUGGUGGGAGGGAGAGUGUCGAUCAUUCCACAAGCAGCUCGAAAAAUCCAGAAGCAGCUGGAUUGUUGUCCACCCCACAGACCAGGCCUGACGAAGGUCAGAAGUCCCAAACACCGAGCCCGUCUCCUAGUGUGCAGGUUCCAGUGCAGGGGAGAGGAGAGAGUUGGUGGAUGGCGACGCCCAUCUCUGAGCUGAGGAGGGCACCAGGCUGCAGCCUGGCUCUGCCCCCACUGAGGGCUUCCCGCAAUCACACCAUCACAAUCAGAACAGACCUCUUACGGGAAGGACAGCCCCCUGUCCCGUUCCCCUUCAAGUUCAAAGAUGCAUGGGAUGACGUGACAGUCAAGAUGCCCUGUUCAGAGUGGAACCUGUUUCCUGGAGGAAGUGAGGGAAGCGGGGUGCAGAGCCGAUGGGACCUGAUCCGGACGUCUUUGGAAACCGAGUUUGACAGUUCAGUGGAUGUGCAGAAUGCAAUACUGCGAUAUAAUACUGCUCAUGCCAAGAGAUGGGACUUUACUGCGCUGAACUACCUGUGCACUGAGGGUCUGGAGGAUGUUGAAGUAGAGCAUCUGUUUGAGUCCAUCCUGCCGUGCAUGGUGCAGUUAGCGGUGAAGGCGCCUAGCCUGUGUACUGACCCGAUACCUCUGCUGAAGCAGAAGAUGAAUCACUCCAUCACCAUGUCACAGGAGCAGAUCGCCUGCCUGCUGGCCAAUGCCUUCUUCUGCACUUUCCCUCGGCGCAACUCCAGGAAGUCCGAGUAUUCAAAUUACCCAGAAAUCAAUUUCUACAGGCUAUUUGAAGGUUCUUCACACAGGAAGACUGAGAAACUGAAAACGCUUCUGUGCUACUUCAGAAGAGUCACUGAAAAAAAACCCACUGGCCUGGUGACAUUCACAAGACAAUCUUUGAACAGCUUUCCAAAAUGGGAAAGUUCUGAGACUCUGCUCACACGACUUCACAUCACCUGUGAAGGGACCAUUGAAGAUCAGGGCUAUGGAAUGCUUCAGGUGGACUUUGCCAACAGGCUGGUGGGAGGGGGUGUAAUGGGCCAGGGCCUGGUUCAGGAGGAGAUCCGCUUCCUCAUCAACCCCGAGCUCAUCGUAGCGCGCCUGUUCACCGAGGCUCUUCACCAUAACGAGUGCCUCAUCAUUACAGGUACGGAGCAGUACAGUAAAUACACUGGUUAUGCGGAGAGCUAUAAAUGGAUGCACAGCCAUAAAGAUGAGACCCCAAGAGACGGCUGGCACAGGAAGUGCACAGAAAUCGUUGCUUUGGACGCGCUCAAUUUCAGCCACUUCCUGGACCAGUUUCACCCUGCGAAGAUGAACAGGGAACUCAACAAGGCUUACUGUGGCUUCCUGCGUCCGGGAGUGCCCAGGCAGAACCUCAGCGCCGUGGCAACGGGGAACUGGGGGUGCGGAGCGUUUGGAGGAGACACGCGUCUGAAGGCCCUGCUCCAGGUCCUGGCGGCCGCGGAAACGGGGCGGGACGUGGCGUACUUCACCUUCGGCGACCGGGAGCUCAUGAGGGAUGUGAGAGACAUGCACGCCUUCCUCACGGACAGGCUCGUCAGCGUGGGCUGUGUGUACAGGAUCCUGCAGCAGUACUACCACAGUGUGUGUAAGACCUGUCACUGUUCACGGCCGGAUGUCAGCCUGUAUGGCUUCAUCUAUGAGAAGCUCAGCUACAGCAACGCAUCACCACUGAGAGACCCAGACUGCAGCCCUGCAGCAUCGCCGAGAGACCCAGACUGCAGCCCUGUGUCAGCAAAGAGAGACUCAGACUGCAGCCCUGUGUCUCCACAGAGAGACUCAGACUGCAGCCCUGCGUCUCCACAGAGAGACUCAGACUGCAGCCCUGCGUCAGCACAGAGAGACUCAGACUGCAGCCCUGCAUCUCCACAGAGAGACUCAGACUGCUGCCCUGUGUCAGCAAAGAGAGACUCAGACUGCAGCCCUGCGUCUCCACAGAGAGACUCAGAUUGCAGCCCUGCAUCUCCACAGAGAGACUCAGACUGCAUCCCUGCAUCUCCACAGAGAGACUCAGACUGCAGCCUGUCAGCAAAGAGAGACUCAGACUGCAGCCCUGCGUCUCCACAGAGAGACUCAGACUGCAGCCCUGCGUCUCCACAGAGAGACUCAGACUGCAGACCUGUGUCAGCAAAGAGAGACUCAGACUGCAGCCCUGCGUCUCCACAGAGAGACUCAGACUGCAGCCCUGCAUCUCCACAGAGAGACUCAGACUGCAGCCCUGUGUCAGCAAAGAGAGACUCAGACUGCAGCCCUGCGUCUCCACAGAGAGACUCAGACUGCAGCCCUGCAUCUCCACAGAGAGACUCAGACUGCAGCCCUGCAUCUCCACAGAGAGACUCAGACUGCAUCCCUGUGUCACCACAGAGAGACUCAGACUGCAGCCCUGCGUCUCCACAGAGAGACUCAGACUGCAGCCCUGAAUCUGCACAGAGAUACUCCGACUGCAGCCCUGCAUCAGCACAGAGAGACUCAGACUGCAGCCCUGCAUCUCCACAGAGAGACUCAGACUGCAUCCCUGCAUCUCCACAGAGAGACUCAGACUGCAGCCCUGCAUCACUGCAGAGAGGUGGGGACUGAGAUGACCCUGACGUCCCCAUGACCUUUCUGAAAACUUCACCCCUCACACAGAAUCAAAACCUGCCCUCUGCCUUUCUAACAGGAAGGAGAGGGGUUCAGCAGGAAGUCACAGCCUUUCUAACAGGAAGGAGUGGGGUUCAGCAGGAAGUCACAGUUUUUCUAACAGGAAGCAGUGGGGUUCAGCAGGAAGUGACAGUUUUUCUAACAAGAAGGAGUGGUUUUCAGCAGGAUGUCACAGCCUUUCUAACAGGAAGGAGUGGGGUUCAGCAGGAAGUCACAGCCUUUCUAACAGGAGAGAGUGGGGUUCAGCAGGAAGCCAAGGGGAUAAGGUGACUAAUAAUAGAAAUGGAUUCCUUGGUGGUGGCACCCCUCUCCUUUUUUUGUCCGAACAUGCAGUUUGGUUCAGUUCUCCCUUUAAAGAUGGCAUAACUUUAUGCUUCUUCCUUUUUCACUCUAACAUUAGCACUGGGCUGAAUGAGGGAUUUGUCCUGUUUGCUCAGAUCUGCAUGUGGACUUGUAUGAACUUUGCAGGAUGUUAUAAACUGUCAGGAUUCAUCAACUUGUUCAGUUUGGUUAAUCUUUUGUUGAUUGUUGUUUUGGAUUUGUAUCUUGGAUUGGGUUUGAUUGGUAAUACGGAAAUUAAAAUGAAAUGUGAUUGUAUGGGUCUUUUUUAAUGUGUAUCAUGUAUCAUGUUUGCAUUUGAUAAUAAAUAUGGAUCUCUUAUGCAUUCAUUUUCACAUUAAACAACACAUUUUCAUAAUGAUGGAAAUGGACUCGCUGUUUCUCAAGCUGCCUGAGAGUUUUGUUUGGGAAAACACCAGUUUUU
Messenger RNA from Anguilla rostrata (American eel), 4869 nucleotides. Its product is annotated as poly(ADP-ribose) glycohydrolase-like. Gene Ontology annotation, biological process: nucleotide-sugar metabolic process; regulation of DNA repair; ATP generation from poly-ADP-D-ribose. Bases 768 to 4043 code for a protein of 1091 amino acids. Gene Ontology annotation, molecular function: poly(ADP-ribose) glycohydrolase activity. NCBI's taxonomy places the organism in Eukaryota, Metazoa, Chordata, Actinopteri, Anguilliformes, Anguillidae. The transcript has 18 exons. The record is from RefSeq and is a predicted model, not a curated record. Gene Ontology annotation, cellular component: nucleus; cytoplasm.